This is a messenger RNA of Cercocebus atys (sooty mangabey), 4686 nucleotides long. It is a transcript of the gene CARMIL2, whose product is annotated as RGD motif, leucine rich repeats, tropomodulin domain and proline-rich containing. The record is from RefSeq and is a predicted model, not a curated record. NCBI's taxonomy places the organism in Eukaryota, Metazoa, Chordata, Mammalia, Primates, Cercopithecidae. Gene Ontology annotation, cellular component: plasma membrane; lamellipodium. Gene Ontology annotation, biological process: regulation of Arp2/3 complex-mediated actin nucleation; cell migration. Bases 643 to 4686 code for a protein of 1347 amino acids. The transcript is spliced from 37 exons. Gene Ontology annotation, molecular function: protein binding.
GAUUACAGGCGUGAGCCACCGCGCCUGGCCCCAUCUGGCAUCUUUUCCCACCUAUUCAAAAUCUCUUGGAUCUGUAACACGGUCACGGACUCCAGGUUCGGAGCAACGGGCAGGACCCCCGGUGUUGGCAGAUAUCGGGCGCUCCUUGCUGAACAGUCCCCCUUCUGCCAGGCGCCUCGUCCACCUCCGCAGCCUGGGCUCUGGAGGGGACCAGCCUAGGUGGGCCGCGGGGAUCUCCGGGCAGGCAGCGUCCCCUGGUGUUCGCGGCAGGGACUGCGGGGCGGGGUGGAAGCAGGGGGCGAGGACCAGCUGGAGGCCCGCCACACGCGCCACCCUCCUGGCCACGCCACUCCCCACCGGGACGUCUACCCUGGCGGAGAAGCUCCUGGGCGACAGGGUGGGAGGGCAGGUGGGACUCGGCCCCCCUCCCACAACCCCGCUCCCUGGUGAGCUCUAGGGCCGCGAGGCCGGGGCGGGGAGGGGCCGGGCCGGGGGCGGCCUGGCAGGAAGCGGCGCGCACCUUCCGCCGCCGGGGGAGCAGGUGGCUGCCGUGCGGGUCGGGGCCCCUGGCUUCCUGUGUGCGCGCUCGUCCGCUGCUGUUUCCCGCCGGAGCUCAUUGGGCCUCCCGGGCCCACCCUGCCCAUGGCCCAGACCCCCGACGGCAUCUCCUGUGAGCUGCGAGGCGAGAUCACCAGGUUCCUGUGGCCCAAAGAGGUGGAGCUGCUGCUGAAAACCUGGCUACCCGGGGAGGGUGCUGUGCAAAACCAUGUCCUGGCGCUGCUACGAUGGAGAGCCUACCUGCUACACACCACCUGCCUCCCGCUGAGGGUGGACUGCACAUUCAGCUACCUGGAGGUCCAGGCCAUGGCGCUGCAGGAGACACCCCCUCAGGUCACCUUUGAGCUGGAGUCCCUGCGUGAGUUGGUCCUGGAGUUUCCUGGUGUGGCCGCCCUGGAACAGCUGGCCCAGCAUGUGGCUGCAGCCAUCAAGAAGGUCUUCCCUCGCUCGACCCUUGGGAAGCUAUUCCGGAGGCCCACACCUGCCUCCAUGCUGGCUCGGCUGGAGAGAAGCAGCCCCUUGGAGUCCACUGGCCCCUGCAGCCCCUGUGGUGGCUUCUUGGAGACAUAUGAGGCUCUGUGUGACUACAAUGGCUUCCCUUUCCGAGAGGAGAUUCAGUGGGACGUGGACACCAUCUACCAUCGCCAGGGCUGCCGCCAUUUCAGCCUGGGAGACUUCAGCCACCUCGGCAGUCGGGACCUGGCCUUGAGUGUGGCUGCCCUAUCCUACAACCUGUGGUUCCGGUGCCUCUCCUGUGUUGACAUGAAACUGAGCCUUGAGGUCUCAGAACAGAUUCUACACAUGAUGAGUCAGUCAUCGCACCUGGAGGAGCUGGUGCUGGAGACCUGCGGCCUGAGGGGAGACUUUGUCCGACGACUGGCCCAGGCUCUGGCGGGACACUCGAGCUCUGGGCUGCGGGAGCUCAGCCUGGCAGGGAACCUGCUGGAUGACCGAGGCAUGGCUGCACUCAGCAGACACCUCGAGCGUUGUCCAGGAGCCCUGAGGAGACUCAGCCUCGCCCAGACAGGGUUGACUCCGCGAGGAAUGAGGGCUCUGGGCCGGGCACUGGCCACCAAUGCUGCCUUCGACUCCGCCCUGACCCACCUGGACCUUUCCGGGAAUUCCGGGGCGCUGGGGUCCUCCGAGGACAGUGGGGGCCUCUAUAGCUUCCUGAGCCGUCCUAACGUGCUGUCGUUCCUGAAUCUCGCAGGCACCGACACCGCCCUGGACACUCUCUUCGCAGCGCUGUCCCGAGGCUGCUGCACCAGCCUUACCCACCUCGACGCUUCGAGGAACGUCUUCUCCCGCACGAAGUCCCGCGCUGCGCCGGCCGCGCUGCAGCUCUUCCUCAGCCGCGCGCGGAUGCUGCGGCACCUGGGCCUGGCGGGCUGCAAGCUGCCGCCGGACGCGCUCAGGGCUCUUUUGGAUGGCCUCGCGCUCAACACGCACCUCCGCGACCUGCACCUGGACCUCAGCGCUUGCGAGCUGCGCUCGGCCGGCGCCCAGGUGAUACAAGACUUAGUGUGUGACGCAGGCGCUGUGAGCUCCCUGGAUCUGGCGGAUAACGGCUUCGGCUCGGACAUGGUGACUCUGGUGCUGGCCAUCGGGAGAAGCCGGUCCCUGAGACAUGUGGCGCUUGGAAGGAACUUCAACGUCCGGUGCAAGGAGACCCUGGACGACGUCCUGCACCGGAUUGUCCAGCUCAUGCAGGACGACGACUGUCCUCUUCAGUCUCUGUCGGUGGCUGAGUCUCGGCUGAAGCUGGGCGCCAGCGUCCUACUCCGGGCCCUAGCCACCAAUCCUAACCUGACCGCGCUGGAUAUCAGCGGCAACGCCAUGGGGGACGCGGGCGCCAAGUUGCUGGCCAAGGCGCUCCGGGUCAACUCCAGGCUCCGGUCUGUGGUCUGGGACCGGAACCACACAUCUGCUCUGGGUCUGCUGGACGUGGCACAGGCGCUGGAGCAGAACCACAGCCUGAAGGCCAUGCCUCUGCCACUGAACGACGUGGCCCAGGCGCAGCGCAGCCGCCCUGAACUGACAGCACGUGCAGUCCAUCAGAUCCAAGCCUGUCUCUUGAGGAACAACCGCGCAGACCCUGCCUCUUCUGACCACACGACCUGCCUUCAGCCACUCGGUCUGGUCUCAGACCCCUCAGAGCAGGAAGUGAAUGAAUUGUGUCAGUCGGUGCAGGAGCAUGUGGAGCUGCUGGGCUGUGGGGCUGGGCCCCAGGGUGAAGCCGCUGUGCGCCAGGCUGAGGAUGCCAUCCAAAAUGCCAACUUCUCUCUCAGCAUUCUCCCCAUUCUAUAUGAAGCUGGAAGCUCCCCAAGCCAUCACUGGCAGCUUGGGCAGAAGCUGGAGGGCCUUCUGGGACAGGUGGGAGAGGUCUGCCGCCAGGACAUCCAGGACUUCACUCAGGCCACACUGGACACAGCAAGGAGCCUCUGCCCACAGAUGCUGCAGGGAUCCAGCUGGAGGGAGCAGCUAGAGGGGGUCCUGGCAGGCUCGAGGGGCCUCCCAGAGCUGCUCCCAGAGCAGCUGCUGCAAGAUGCCUUCACUAGGCUCAGGGAUAUGCGGCUAUCAAUCACAGGGACCUUGGCAGAGAGCAUUGUCGCUCAGGCUUUGGCAGGCCUGAGUGCAGCCCGGGAUCAGCUGGUGGAGAGUCUGGCUCAUCAGGCCACAGUGACAAUGCCCUCUGCCCUACCGGCACCAGACGGAGGUGAGCCCGGCCUCCUUGAGCCUGGGGAAUUGGGAGGUCUUUUCUUCCCCGAGGAGGAGAAGGAAGAGGAGGAGGAGAAGGAUGACAGUCCUCCACAGAAAUGGCCUGAGCUCAGCCACGGUCUUCACCUGGUUCCCUUCAUUCAAAGUGCUGCUGAGGAAGCGGAGCCGGAGCCCGAGCUGGCGGCUCCGGGAGAAGAUGCGGAGCCGCAGGCUGGGCCGUCUGCGCGCGGCUCUCCGAGCCCUGCCGCCCCCGGGCCCCCGGCCGCCCCACUGCCCCGCAUGGACCUGCCACCGGCGGGGCAGCCCCUGCGCCAUCCGACCCGGGCCCGGCCGCGGCCGCGCCGCCAGCACCACCACCGCCCGCCGCCGGGGGGCCCCCAGGUGCCCCCAGCCUUGCCGCAGGAAGGGAAUGGGCUCAGUGCCCGCGUGGACGAGGGCGUGGAGGAAUUCUUCUCUAAAAGGCUGAUCCAGCAGGAUCGCCUCUGGGCCCCCGAGGAGGACCCGGCCACUGAGGGGGGUGCCACUCCUGUCCCCCGUACACUGCGAAAGAAGCUGGGCACCCUCUUUGCCUUCAAGAAGCCUCGUUCAACGCGGGGUCCACGACCUGAUCUAGAGACCAGCCCUGGGGCAGCUCCCCGAACCCGAAAAACUACGUUUGGCGACCUACUGCGGCCACCAACCCGUCCCAGCCGUGGUGAGGAGCCUGGUGGGGCUGAGGGGGACACCAGCAGCCCUGACCCUGCCCGCAGGAGCCGACCUCGGUACACAAGAGAUAGCAAGGCCUACUCGAUGAUACUGCUGCCUGCUGAGGAGGAGGCAACGCUGGGUGCCAGACCCGACAAGAGGCGGCCCCUGGAGCGGGGAGAAACAGAGCUGGCUCCAUCCUUUGAACAGCGGGUACAAGUAAUGCUGCAGAGGAUAGGCGUCAGCCGAGGCAGCGGGGGUGCCGAAGGCAAGAGGAAGCAAAGCAAAGAUGGCGAAAUCAAGAAAGCUGGCUCAGAUGGUGACAUUAUGGACAGUUCCACGGAGGCUUUUUUUUUCUCGAUCAAGUCCCGCACCCACUCUGUGUCUGCUGACCCCUCCUGCAGACCUUGCCCAGGGAGCCAGGGGCCCGAGUCUGCCACCUGGAAGACACUGGGGCAUUUUUUUUUUGCAGAGCUCAGGAGCCGUGGUUGGGGCCAACAGGAUGUUUUUUUUUCUCCCUCUCCUGGUCAAAGCCCAAGUCCCUGCAGAACCAGCCCCUCCCGAGACAGCCUGGGCCUCCCAGAGGACCCUUGCUUGGGUUUUUUUUUUGAAGGAUCUGGCCUUGGAAUGGAGCAUCUGUUUUUUUUUCCCACAGAGCCCUCCAGCCCCGAGCGGAGCCCACCCUCCCCAGCCACAGACCAAAGAGGCGGCGGCCCCAGUCCCUGA